CGAAAGGGUUGAUGUUGUAGAACUUAUCAACAAGAUAAAUCGUGUCGAAUACCAUAUGAAUCGAACACUGAUCGCUACAUAAUCGGAGAUGAUUUGAGUGAUAUUGUUUUUAUGAAAAUAGCUAUGGCCACACUGUAUUAAGCCCAUUUUAUUCAGGAAUAAAUUCAUUACAUACGGUAGCAUGGACACACGCCGUUGAGUAAUCUAGCGCACGAAAAGCCCAAUGGUUGUCGCCAAGUCCUUCUUCAAGGAGAUGGCCAUUCGCAAAAGAAUCGCCAGCAUAUUUAAUAAAGGAGAGGAGGAGGAAGUGGAAGAUAUGACAUUCAAUUUGAUUGAAGGAAUAGAUGUUCCUGCUAUUGAGGGAAAAAUUGCACAAUACCACAAAGAAAAUGCUCAAAAGCCCGCAAGGCUGAAGAAUAUGCUGCAGCUUAAGCCGCAAGCAAAGGACACCCUGAUCGUGAUCCGGCAUAAAAUCUUCGACCUAAGGAGUCACUUCAACUGGAUCUGAAUGAAGAAUGGCCAAAAUUCAUCCCGAACUUGCGGUCUUGCAAAGAGAUUCAGAUCCCUCUCAUGGAUAAUAUGAUUAUCAAUGCAAGAAGUCUUUCCAUGGGAGCUGACCAUUUUGCAUAGGUAUAUAGAAAUAAAUAGCCAAAUGGGGGAAUAAAAAUAAGCAACUUCAUACAUCUUCCAGUCACUACUAUGGAGCCUGCAAACUUCCUAAAUCUGCCUACCUAUGUGUCUUGCAGAUCCUUUAUAUCUGUGUGAUUUCUUAACCUUGAUGCAAGAAAUGUAUAACAGAUAUAAAACUUAGUGGUUUUAAAGAUUCUGUAUGAUGAGGAAAUCUUAUUUCAGCAAGGAAUUUGUACCUAAUCGUUCUACAAACCACGAGCCAAAGCUUUCAAGGAGGUAUCAGUGCAGGUGUGAAGGGUUAUUAUGCCCCCGCGGUUGCAGAGGGAGCAAUUGGGCAGCCACGGCCAACAGGCAUGGCCCCGCAGCCCAUUUCUAUCGGAUCAAACCUUGAAAUGCACGCCUACAAUUACGACAAUGAAGAAAUGACGAGACUCAGAGCAGAGAGAGGUGGAAGGGCGGGAGGGUGGAGAUGGUUAUCAAUUAUUGUCAUGAGUCUCAUGACCUAUUAAAUACACACAAAUAAUAAGGCGAAAGCCUGAGUAACAUAUCCUUGAGGCAGUUGCAUUUGGAUUUUUUUUUCUGGGCAAACAACAUGGAUAUGCAAUUAGGCCUCUCCUGUACCCAUCUGGGAGUAUUAUCCUCAGCAUCACACAGUCAUCGGCAGAAGACCCCAUUGCACCUACAAGGGGACUGAAGUUUAGGUUCCAAUGGGUGCUGUGAGCCUAAAGAGACCCUACCAUGCUGCUACGAAGACUUGAAUCCAAGCAUUGAUUGAAGAAAUCCAAGUAUUGACGUACUGAAAGGGGUAGUAGCACUUUAAUUUGACUGGUUAUCUAGUUCACAUGCUGCAUGGUGGCUUGCUCCUUGAGAUGAGAAGGUGGAAAUUUUUUGUUAGAUUCUUAAAUGACAUUAGGUAUAACUGGGUAAAUGAAUUUAUGUUAUCUAUGAUUAUUACUUAUUUCUUAGACGACGUUUUGUACAGUUUGAACCUCGCAUUAUUUUUUAGUUCUCGUUUUGCGGACCAGACAAAAAUUAUGGGACGGAGGUAGUAUGAAUCAGGAAGCUGAUUUCGAAAAAUUCCUAGAAUUUACCUGUAAAAAAACAUAGCAGUAUCUUUUUAUAACCUCUGCAACUGUUAAAUUACUUUUCGAGUUACGGUUAUAGUCGUUUGAUUGAACAUGAUUCAAAAAAAGAAAAACAUAAAACACCGCUUUUCUACCAAAUCUAGCUAUGUGUCGCUCGCCUUAUUCUUUUUGGGUUCAUUCAAAAAUGCUAGGCAAACAUCAAGUUCUUUUUUGAGUAGCACCACGAAAACAAUACAUGAGCAAAGGGGCAUACCCGAAAUUGCUAUGGGUGCAACACUUAUGCACCACCUUGUGUGGAACCAUCUGACCUAGGGAAUGCAAGGAAACAAGAUGCUCCCACGUUAUCACUGCGCUGCAAGGGAAUGAUCACAUGUUCUUUGAGGCUGUUAAGUGGUCCUUUGUGGAUGAAGCAAAUGGAGUUGUCCCCAAAUGUUUGUGAAUGAAGCAACCGGAGUUGUUUCCUGAAAUGCCGAUCAAAUCCGUUAAAGGAAGCCUAAUCAAAGCGGGCAAACAAGAAGAUCUGUCUGAGUUGAUGAUGGGUUUCUCCUCGUUCUGCCUUGCAAAACUACUGAUUUAAUUUGCUGGAACAAAUUGAAUCUUUUACUCCCUUUGUAAGAUAUUUUUUACCUGACCUAUGAAAUAUAACACCAGAUUUUGUCUUUCCAUUCUAUGUAACUGCGGGAUGGUGCAAUAUAUGAUUUCCCUAAUUUUAAUUGUAACUUGGAGCCAA
Messenger RNA from Rhododendron vialii, 2445 nucleotides. RefSeq names its product RNA polymerase II transcription factor B subunit 3-like. Bases 224 to 508 code for a protein of 94 amino acids. The transcript is spliced from 5 exons. Gene Ontology annotation, biological process: regulation of cyclin-dependent protein serine/threonine kinase activity; regulation of transcription by RNA polymerase II; DNA repair. The record is from RefSeq and is a predicted model, not a curated record. Gene Ontology annotation, cellular component: transcription factor TFIIH holo complex. NCBI's taxonomy places the organism in Eukaryota, Viridiplantae, Streptophyta, Magnoliopsida, Ericales, Ericaceae.